This is a messenger RNA of Lytechinus pictus (painted urchin), 2905 nucleotides long. Its product is annotated as lengsin-like. The transcript is spliced from 3 exons. Lineage: Eukaryota; Metazoa; Echinodermata; Echinoidea; Temnopleuroida; Toxopneustidae. Bases 130 to 1476 code for a protein of 448 amino acids. The record is from RefSeq and is a predicted model, not a curated record. Gene Ontology annotation, cellular component: cytoplasm; membrane. Gene Ontology annotation, molecular function: glutamine synthetase activity.
AGGUUGUAACGUUCAGUCAUGCAUGAUAGAGUGACCUGUUCAAGCGAGCACUCUGGUUAAGAGCAGAGAGUUAUUGGUGUCUUUUGAAAAUUAUCAGCAUAUAGUGACAUAUCAUUCCCUGUAUCAGGAAUGGAUCUGAAUAAUAUCCUUGAGAUAAUCAAAGAGGAAAAUCUUUUGGCAAUUCGCUUCGAGCAGACUGACACCAAUGGAAUUGCAAGGUCCAAGCUUGUUCUGGCUAGACAUUUUAAGGAGAAGGCUACUAAGGGGCUUAACUUUGUUCUGUGCCACCUAGCCUUUGAUGUUCAGCUAAAUGUACUUGCACCGAAUACUGGUUAUGCAGAGGAAAUAGGUUUUGCUGAUGCUGUCAUGUUUCCUAUCUUUGAAUCCUUUCAAGUUCUUCCAUGGUUGAAACGCACAGGUCGAAUCCUGAUCGAGCCAACUUGGAAAGGUUCCGACGUAGAGGGUCAUCCAAGAGUUGUAGCUCGCAGACAGUUGGAGAAACUGAGGCAACUCGGUAUAUCUCUCUACUCAGCUCACGAACAUGAAUUCUACGUGGUGGAUAAAGAAACAAAGAAGCCACUCAACGAGGAUAAAAACGCACAUUCUGCUAUUCGAGAUACACCAUACCAUAAUCUUCUUAACAAGUUCAUGGAGUAUCUUCCUAAGGUUGGUGUAGAUGUUGAGCUAGUCGAGAACGAAUAUGGGCCUGGUCAACUCGAAAUCUCUUACAAACCUGCUUUUGGAAUAAGUGCUGCUGAUAAUGCCCACACCUACAAGACAUCUAUCAAAGAAAUUGCCAUUCUAAAUGGAUAUAUGGCAUCUUUCAUGUCUAAGCCUUAUCCUAACAAAUCUGGUUCAUCCAGUCAUUUUAAUCAUUCUCUUUGGGAUAUCAAUGAGAAAGUUCCACUCCUUUACGAUGCAAACGAUCCAUUGUCUCUUUCUGAAACAGGCCAACACUGGAUCGCUGGCAUCUUAGCUCAUGCUCCCGCUAUUGAAGUUCUUAUGGCUCCUACCGUCAACUGUCUCACUAGGGUCACCCCACAUGCUUUUGCUCCAAUCAACGCUACCUGGGGCUUCGACAACCGUACGUGUGAUAUCCGUGUAAAAAUCAACGGUCCAGAAGGAACCUACAUUGAACAUCGCGCUGGAGCCGCUGGAUGCAACCCAUACCUAUCUCUGGCUGCAACAGUUGCAGCUGGGAUUGAUGGCAUUGUCAACAAGCUCAAAUUGCCACCACAGGUCACUGGUGAUGCCUGUGAAGAAGCCGACAUUCCUCCAAAAACAGCCAACCUCCCAGCAAACAUGGAGGACGCCCUCACUGCUUUGACCAACGAUGAAACAAUCUGUGAUGCUCUGGGUAAAGAUUUCAUCAAAUGCUUCACAGCGGUGAAAAAGUGCGAAGCUAAGCAGGCGAGGGAAGCUGAAGCUAGAGGCGACAAAGAUUGGGCCUUCAAUUUCUAUUUUGAAUAUCUGUAGGUUACCUGUUGAUCAGAAGGCUAAAGCUUAAUCAAAUGCGGCAAAAUCUGAGACAAAAUGAUAUUAUAAAAUACCCGCGCUAUUUGAAAAUCUUAUUACAUCUUGCUUGUUACAUCUUUAUUUUUCCUGAUUUUACAAGCAAGUGUGCAUGUCAUGCUAGGAAAAAAAUCUGUAGGGCCUUAAUCGGGGGGGGGGGGGCACUUCCAUUAACGAGUUGAUAUCACGCGCGACCAAAGAAACACACAAAAGGGUAUAUUUUUCAAGAUUGGGAACGUUACGUACGUAACGUAAUAAGGAUGUAAACAAAACUAAAAUACUGAAAAAGGGUAUAUAUUUCGCGAGGAAAGUUAUGUGUUUACGGUCCAAUUUGCGAGGGUAUAAAAGCACUGAAAUGGUAUAGAAAGAAUGUACUUUUUGCUCUAAAACUGCGACGGAACAUACGUGAUUUUAUUUUAUUUUUUACCUGCAAGUAACUAAUUCGUGAAAUCAUCGCUGUUAAGGAGGUCAAAUCAAGGGAAUGCUUGUCAAGGAUACCGUUUUGUUUUUAAUACUUUUUAAGGGUAGGGUUUACACGCCAAUACUUGUUAAGGUUAAUUAGCACUUAAUUUUUUACAGUGUGUGGGUGUGGGUGCGUGUGCGCAUGCAGCACAUUUCUUGAUAUCCUUCUGUAUCAACAUUUAUACUUAUCAUGUUUUUCUGUUUUUACACAAACUUGGUUGGAAAAAAUUGUGUUUUUAAAUCUCUGUCCCCUAAUAACGGAAUGCCUACUUUUUUUUUCUUUUUUUAACUUUGAAUGAAAAGUACCACAACAUUGCUUAAAACGUGUCAUUCCAUUGUAAAGCCUGUCAAAAUUUGAUUUGAAAUAAUUUUUCGUGUUGGUCCUUAAAGUCUCCUCUAUCAGAGGACACGAAAAGGAAAACGAUAUUAUUCACGCUCGAAUGUUCAGACACUGACAUUUUUGUAUAGAGUGACAAAUGACUUUGCACCAAAACUGAUCGAGCAUAUCUGGGCAAACUGAAAGCAGUAGUCUGAAAGGAUUACUCCCAUUGAAAUGAUUUUUUUCCCAUUAUGAUUAUGUUAGAAUUAUGUGUCUAGUAUGUUGCAGUCAAGUGCACUUUUCCCUACGGCGGCCAUACGACUAUAAUCGAAAACAAUCGUUUUAUUCAUUUUCAUGCAAACCUCCUAUAUAUGUAGCUGGUAAACAAAUAAUAAAACGGCCGCCGUAGGGGAAAUAUGACUGUGUCAUUAGUAUUAUGAUUUGCUUUAUGGUUUUCUGAUUAAUAUUGACGUAUAUAUAUAUUAUUUUUUUAAUAAACUUAAUUGUUGGAUAUGAAUUAAAAUGAGCACAGAUAAUGAACAAGGCUUCGACUAUAUAAACCAACAGAUUUCUCAUUACAAAAGGUAGAGCAGAAUAAAAUCAUGAAAAUAA